This is a messenger RNA of Sclerotinia borealis F-4128, 252 nucleotides long. Lineage: Eukaryota; Fungi; Ascomycota; Leotiomycetes; Helotiales; Sclerotiniaceae. The record is from the annotation of a GenBank genome assembly.
AUGCGAUACGAUUCACAAUAUAUCUUCAUUGUCGACAACAUCUUAUUGACGUAUCCAGCUCUACUCUCGAGUACAAGCAAAGUUAUUGUUCUCCCACUUCCGAGUCAAAAGUGUGGUCCCAUGUUAACUGUUGAGCGCAAUUCCUCAAGAGUGGAUUCGGCAUCACCUGUUCAACUACCGGUCUGUAUUCCUGAGGUUAUCAGAUCUACAGAAGUUCACACGAUUCGUAGUUCUAGCCCACACGAGAAAUAA